AGUGACGUCAGAUGACUUCCUGUCUCGGGAUAUCUCGCCCCGUCUCGCUGUGAGAGGACUGGGAGAGGAGUUAUUUUCAGAUAUGGAUUUGUGAGAGGCAAGCAUAUAGCACUGUCUACACCAACCCCACUCCCUCCGCCAAGUUACGUGGAACAGCCUCCCCCCUGCUGUGAGGUUAGGCUAAGCUGUGAGAGGCAGAGAGAGGCAAUGGCCGGCCUGUGAGGAGACUAACAGGGAGGGACUGUGUGCGUGUGUGUGUGUGUGUGUACAGCCACCACCACCACCACCACCGCCACCGCCACUUUGACCUAUCGGGGGGAGGGGCUGUGUGUGCGUGUGUGCGUGCGCGCCAAUCGUCUACGUGUGCGUGCGGGCAAGCGCGCCGGUGCCCUUUUCUGACCUCACCCCUCACCUGACAUCACCUGACCUAACCUGUCCAAUCCUAACCUAACCCAGCCCCACCUGACGGGCCGUGACCUAACCUAACCUAUUGUGACCUCGCCUGACCCCGCCAACACGUCCUAACACGUUCUGACCCCGUGCAAGAUGGUGAGGUGUGGGGUGUGAGUACCCGGUGUGACCUGCGGUGACCUGGCGUGACCUGACCUCCUGCCGCGGACCUGACCUCGCCCGGGACCAUGUCAGGCGGGGGGGAACCUUCGUCGACCGGAUUGACCCCUUUGCCAAGAGGUCACUGAAGAAGAAGCCGAAGAGGUCACAGGGGUCUUCACGUUAUAGAACUACGAAUGAUGUUGAGCUUCAGCCGCUGCCUCUCCUGAAAGAUGUGCCAGGAUCGGAGCAAGAGGACCUGUUUCUGCGCAAGCUUCGGCAGUGCUGCGUUGGGUUUGACUUCCUGGACCCUGUGGCAGACCUCAAGGGGAAAGAAAUGAAGCGCACCACUCUAAACGAGCUGGUUGACUACAUAACAGCUGGCCGCGGAGUCCUUACCGAGCCCGUCUACCCUGAAAUUAUAAGAAUGAUCGCCUGCAACCUCUUUCGCACACUGCCUCCUUCAGACAACCCAGACUUUGACCCCGAGGAGGAUGACCCGACCCUGGAAGCUUCAUGGCCGCACCUACAGCUGGUUUACGAAUUCUUCUUGCGCUUCUUAGAAAGUCCUGAUUUCCAGCCAGCUAUUGGAAAACGUGUUAUAGAUCAGAAAUUUGUGCUCCAGUUACUGGAAUUAUUUGACAGCGAGGACCCGAGAGAGAGGGACUUUCUGAAAACUGUACUGCACAGGAUAUAUGGAAAGUUUCUGGGCCUUCGAGCAUUCAUAAGAAAACAAAUAAACAAUAUUUUCCUUAGGUUUGUAUAUGAAACAGAACACUUCAACGGUGUCGGGGAACUCCUGGAGAUAUUGGGAAGUAUAAUCAACGGGUUUGCUCUGCCCCUGAAGGCGGAGCACAAACAGUUUUUGAUUAAGGUGCUCAUUCCGCUGCACAAAGUGAAGUGUUUGAGUCUGUACCACGCCCAGCUAGCCUACUGUGUGGUGCAGUUCCUGGAGAAAGACCCCACUCUCACCGAGCCUGUCAUUAAGGGCCUGUUGAAGUUCUGGCCCAAGACGUGCAGCCAGAAGGAGGUGAUGUUCCUUGGAGAAAUUGAAGAAAUCCUUGAUGUGAUUGAACCUUCACAGUUCGGCAAGAUCCAGGAACCAUUAUUUAAACAGAUUGCAAAGUGUGUGUCCAGCCCCCAUUUCCAGGUGGCAGAGAGGGCCCUGUACUUCUGGAAUAAUGAGUAUAUUAUGAGUUUAAUAGAGGAGAAUUCAAAUGUUAUCUUGCCCAUCAUGUUUCCUGCUCUCUACAGAAUUAGCAAGGAGCACUGGAACCAAACAAUUGUUGCUCUAGUAUACAAUGUGCUGAAGACUUUUAUGGAAAUGAAUAGCAAGCUGUUUGACGAGCUUACUGCAUCUUACAAAGCUGAGAGACAAAGAGAGAAGAAGAGAGAGAGAGAGCGAGACGAGCUUUGGAAGAAAUUGCAGGCACUGGAACUGAAUCACCAACAGCAGCAGCAGCAGCAGUGAUGGGGGGGGCAGGGAGCAGACACCCCCCACAACAAGAGGAGGAAGAGGAAGAGGAAGAAUUGAUUGCUGUCGAUGUAACUGGGAUUAAGUCAGUCAGCUGGCAAGUUAGUCGAGUCAUUGAGACACGCAGACGUACAGAUGUCUGAGUCUUCGUAUCAGUAAUAGAGAGAGCUAAACUUUUAAAACCCAAACGGAUCCCUAUGUACGUAUGUAUGUAUGUAUGUAUGCUUCUGUGUGUGUGGACGUGUGUGUGUGUGUUUGUGUAUAGCUUGCGUAUGUAUGUGUGUGUGUGUGUGUUUCGGUAUGUGUGUGUGUGUGUGUGUGUGUGUGUGUGUGUGUGUGUGUGUGUGUGUGUGUGUGUGUGCAUGUGUCCCAGCUCCACCCCACCCCACCCUAGGCAGGCCCAUAGAAUCUUGUAGGCUCAAUGUUGAAAACUUUAUAUAUGUAUUCACUAAAUGGUAGCCAGGUUGACCGAUUAGCAGCGGCGGCGGCGGCGGCAGCGGCAGCGAGACUCAAUUGCGACCCUAACCUGACCUGGCCUGACCCGACCUCCCCCCACCCCCCCAGACCGGCCCUAACCUGACACUCCCUAAUUUAGCUUCACCUUUUACCCUGACCUAACCUGACCUGACCCCCCCAGAUCCCUAAAUCUUGAGGUAACUAAGCCCAGAACCCUUAAAAUUUGAAGUGACCUCCUGACCUGACCCUGUAGCUGAACUGAAACCUAAAAUUUGCCCCAGUGACCUCAAUGGGGAAACCUUGACCUGACCUAACCUAGCUUGACCUAACCUAGCCUAACAUGACCUGAAGCAGACCAGACACCAAGAAAUAUUAUUAUUAUUAUUAUUAUUAUUAUUAUUAUUAUUAUUAUUAUUAUUAUUAUUAUUAUUAUU
Messenger RNA from Scylla paramamosain (green mud crab), 2913 nucleotides. RefSeq names its product serine/threonine-protein phosphatase 2A 56 kDa regulatory subunit epsilon isoform-like (gene wdb). The transcript has 10 exons. The record is from RefSeq and is a predicted model, not a curated record. Gene Ontology annotation, biological process: signal transduction; protein dephosphorylation. Gene Ontology annotation, molecular function: protein phosphatase activator activity. Lineage: Eukaryota; Metazoa; Arthropoda; Malacostraca; Decapoda; Portunidae. Gene Ontology annotation, cellular component: nucleus; cytosol; protein phosphatase type 2A complex. Bases 887 to 2020 code for a protein of 377 amino acids.